Molecule: messenger RNA, 459 nt
Organism: Morus notabilis
Lineage: Eukaryota; Viridiplantae; Streptophyta; Magnoliopsida; Rosales; Moraceae
Product: S-protein homolog 6
Exons: 1
Coding region: 1-459 (152 amino acids)
Source: RefSeq, a predicted model, not a curated record
AUGUCUAAAUUCAGAGCAAAAACUUGGUUUUUUGCCUUCUUGUUUGCUUCUUCCCUACAUGGCGCUAGAACAAGCCAAGAUGCGAAAACUGAGGAAUAUCAUGAGAACGGCUGGUUUCGGAAUCCAACGACGACGGUCUCCAUUGCUAAUAGCUUACCGGAUCAUCAAAACGUGACGAGUCAUUGCGCGUCUAAGGACGAUGAUUUAGGAAUCCAUGUUUUACCAACUAAUGGCACAUUUCAGUGGUCAUUCCGGCCAAAUUUCUUCAUGACGUCUUUCUUGCUCUGCAGUUUCUCUUGGCGAGAUGCGCAAGGCGGGUUUAAGAUAUAUGAAGCCAAGAGGGAUUUUCCCAGGUGUCGCCAUUGCUCAUGGGUUGUUCGUCAAGAUGGUGUUUAUGGCUACACGGACACCAAACAAGAUUAUAUAUUUUUUGACUGGCCAAAGCCACCAAGUUUUUAG